Molecule: messenger RNA, 2417 nt
Organism: Sinocyclocheilus grahami
Lineage: Eukaryota; Metazoa; Chordata; Actinopteri; Cypriniformes; Cyprinidae
Product: EH domain-containing protein 3-like
Exons: 6
Biological process (GO): endocytosis; endosomal transport
Cellular component (GO): plasma membrane; cytoplasm
Molecular function (GO): calcium ion binding; protein binding; GTP binding
Source: RefSeq, a predicted model, not a curated record
GCACUGGCAUUUAAAUCUGCUGCAGUGGGAAGCCCGUGGACGCCUGUCACCGUGAGUGAAUCUGCUCUAUUGGAGGAUCUGGCGCUCGUUUUCUCUUCUCUUUCAUAAUAGCUAUUGUAUCUCUUGCAUUUGCUGACUGAUACAUUGUAGCCUCUAGCGACGCGCGCUUUUAUUCCAACAAAGCCUGAAUGAAAGGCUGCGUGUUUGGCCAUGUUUUCGACCGUAACGUUUAAACAGAAUAUUAUAUAAUGCAUCAUAUUUUGUAAUUAUGGUCUAAUCUUUGGCGCAUUUUGUGUCGUGAGUGGAGACAAGGGAACAGUUUCAAUGGACUCUUAAAAUACAUCGACGUCAUUACAGAUCCAUUCAUUUGAAUACACUACAGUAGGACUAAGGCGCAUUUGUGCAUAUUGUGAAAUAAUUAUCCAAAAACAACAGAUAUAUCGUCUAAGGUUGGCUAUACUCGAGUUGCAUCAUGUUCAGCUGGUUGGGUACCGAUGACAGGAGAAAGAAGGAUCCAGAGGUCUUCCAGACUGUCAGUGAAGGACUCAAGAAGCUUUACAAAACCAAACUGCUUCCACUGGAGGAACACUACAAAUUCCACGAGUUUCACUCACCCGCUUUGGAGGAUGCAGAUUUUGACAAUAAGCCCAUGGUUCUCCUGGUGGGACAGUAUUCCACUGGGAAAACCAGCUUCAUAAGAUAUCUCCUGGAGCAGGACUUCCCUGGUAUGCGGAUCGGUCCAGAACCCACAACUGACUCCUUCAUAGCAGUGAUGCAUGGCACCAUGGAGGGACUAAUACCAGGAAACGCGCUGGUAAUGGAUCCCAAAAAACCCUUUCGGAAGCUCAACGCCUUUGGGAAUGCCUUCCUUAACAGAUUUGUGUGUGCCCAGCUGCCCAACCCUGUUCUGGAGUGUGAUUGACUGAUUGACACUCCAGGAAUCCUGAGCGGAGAGAAACAAAGGAUCAGCAGAGGCUAUGACUUCGCUGCGGUGUUGGAGUGGUUCGCCGAACGCGUGGACCGCAUCAUCCUGCUGUUCGACGCCCACAAGCUGGACAUCUCGGACGAGUUCUCAGAGGUCAUCAAGGCCAGACGGAGAGGACGGAGCUUUGCUUUUGUGCUCUCACAGGUCCAUGCAUACAUCAUUAGCUCCUUGAAAAAAGAAAUGCCCUCAGUCUUUGGGAAGGAGAACAAAAAGAAGGAGCUGGUUAACAGCUUGGGCGAGAUCUACAGCCGCAUUGAGAGGGAACACCAGAUUUCCCCAGGAGACUUCCCUAAUCUUAAGAAAAUGCAGGAGCAGCUUCAAGCACAUGAUCUGAACAAGUUCCAGCCUCUGAAAAUGAAGCUGUUGGACACCGUGGACGACAUGCUGGGCCACGACAUCGCCCAGCUUAUGGUUCUGGUGCGUCAGGAGGAGACGCAGCGCCCCAACCAGGUGGUGAAGGGUGGCGCCUUCGAGGGUACCAUGAAUGGGCCGUUCGGACAUGGAUAUGGUGAGGGAGCCGGCGAGGGCAUUGAUGAAGUCGAAUGGGUGGUGGCACGUGACAAACCUAUGUAUGAUGAAAUCUUCUACACUCUCUCGCCCGUCAAUGGCAAAGUGACUGGAGCCAAUGCCAAGAAGGAGAUGGUGAAGUCCAAGCUGCCAAACACUGUGCUGGGUAAGAUCUGGAAGCUGGCUGACAUUGAUAAAGAUGGGCUGCUCGAUGAUGAGGAGUUUGCCUUGGCCAAUCACCUGAUCAAGGUCAAACUAGAAGGUCACGAGCUUCCAAGCGAACUGCCCGCUCAUCUUGUGCCGCCCUCUAAAAGAAAGGUUCCAGAGUAAUUGGUUUGGAAUUGGGAUGGAUUUUGGGAAAGCAUAUAGUUUGAAUUACAGAUGGCCGGACAACUUUUACUAUACUGUAGAAAAAAAAUAACUGUGACUUCUUUGAAAUGUGUGGUUUAUGCUUCACUAGCAAGGACGGAUUUGGAACUCUUUUGACUUGUAUAUGUAUUUUUUUGUUUUGUUUUAUUUUUUAUGAACAAAUUGUGCUGUCUGCAGUCUGUUUUAUGUGUGCUUUCAGAUUUUACAAUCAUAUUUUUAUGCCACAAUUUCAAUUUCAUCUGUUCAGCUAUCAUGACUGUAACGCUGAGUCCUAACCAGUCAUGUUGCGAUGAAUGAUAUUAAAUGUAAAACAGCACAUUUUGUCGAUUACACGAUUUCAUUUUCUGUGACAAUUCAGUGAAAUCUCAUUGGUCUAAAAAUCUACUUCAGGUAAUUACAUUAAACAUCGUUAUCUUCUGAUUGGUCGACAAUGACAUUGUGUCAUGUUUCGUAGCUGUUUUGUGUUCAGGUGAUUAUUUGUCACAUUGCGCCUGGUUAGGACUCGCUAAAAUGCUUUUCAAUAUAUUUCAUUUUCACGCUCAAUUUACACUACUGU